Messenger RNA from Candida albicans SC5314, 2265 nucleotides. RefSeq lists its product as uncharacterized. The coding region runs from base 1 to 2265 and encodes 754 amino acids. The record is from RefSeq and is a predicted model, not a curated record. Gene Ontology annotation, molecular function: sterol binding; sterol transfer activity. Gene Ontology annotation, biological process: intracellular sterol transport. The transcript has a single exon. Gene Ontology annotation, cellular component: mitochondrion; endoplasmic reticulum-plasma membrane contact site; endoplasmic reticulum membrane. Lineage: Eukaryota; Fungi; Ascomycota; Pichiomycetes; Serinales; Debaryomycetaceae.
AUGCCUGAUUUGACACCACUUGACAAUGAUGAAGAGGAUGCUUGGUCUUAUUCGUUCCCACCUUCAACCGAAUCCUUGCCAAUACUGCAACAAUCGCAAUCGAAAAGAUCUACCACACAGCCUUCAAAUUCAACUUUCCGGACAUGGCAAAAUGGUGAUACUAGUCUGACUAAUCUGCAAAUGAAACUACUGAUAGAUACAACAACCACAUCCAGUAAAUCAUCUCUACCGUUUCCAUCCACAAUACAGAAAUCUAUUCCUUUAGAUCCAUUGACUACGAAAGAAGAUGCCAAUUCAGUGAUCUCAAAAGAUUCCAAGGGCAAUGCCCUCAAUGAAGCUUCUCAAACUGAUGAUAAACCAAAAUUCAUGAAAGAUUUAGAAGAAUAUGGGUCUACAAGAAAUAUUUCAAACUCGCCAUUAUCACAACAAUCCACCAAUGGCACCAAUUUAUUGUCUUCACCUAAAUUCAUAUCGUACCGUAAAUCAAAGAGAACUGUUAGUGAAGGAACAUUUGAUUCGAUGUUAGAUAAGUCACCAAUGUCACCUCCAGCUUCUAGAUAUGACCCUAAAUUGUAUGUUGACGAAUUUUAUAAAACUUCAAAAUUUCGAUAUGCAACGAUUAAAAGAAACAUUGAUUUCCAUAAUAAUUUCCAUUCGUUAGACUUGACAGAUAGAUUAGUUGAUGAUUUUGCAUGUGCAUUGAGCAGAGAAAUUUUGUUACAGGGGAGAAUAUAUUUGAGUGAGAGUUAUAUAUGUUUUAAUUCUAAUUUAUUAGGUUGGGUCACGAAUCUAGUUAUUCAGUUAGAAGAAGUGGUUAAGAUUGAGAAAAGAUCAACUGCAGGAUUGUUCCCCAAUGCAAUUAGUAUUGAAACUGUUGAUGGCACCCUUCAUACAUUUGCAAGUUUCCUUUCGCGAGAUCAAACCUAUGAACUAAUGCUGACUUUAUGGAAAGGCAAAACUGGGAAAUCAAACAAUGAUCUGACACUUACCAGUGAAGAUGAAUUAGAAAAUAACGCUAUUGAUUCUCCCAAUAAAAAUAUUGAAUCAUAUAUAUUAUCACUUGAUGGAGACGAUGAAGAGGAUAAUGAUGUGCAAUCAUUAGAUAACAGCGGUGAGGACGAAGAAGAAGAAGAAAGUGAACUUGACAUUGAAGAAGUGCUAAGUACCAAAUUAAUCAAACUCAAAUCAGAAUCACCCUAUACUAACAACGGUCCAGAUGCACAUGCUCCAACUACGGCAAAUUAUGAAAAGUUAGAAGCAGAGAUAGAAUUAGUUGAUGAAGUUAUUGAUGCCCCCAUGGGUAUUGUAUUUGCCAUAUUGUUUGGGCCAUAUACCAAGUUCCAAACCAAUUUCCUUGAAACCCAUGAUGGGUCAGAAAUAUCAGAGAUUAGUGAUUUCCGUCCAUCAGAAGAAGACCCGGCUGUUCUUGAACGUAAAUAUAUUUAUCGUCGUGCAUUGGGAUAUUCAAUCGGUCCAAAAUCGACUAAAUGUGAAGUCACUGAAACCAUUGAACAUUUGAAUUUUGCCGAUUAUAUAGUUGUGGUUUCAACAACAGUGACACCAGAUGUACCUCUGGGUGGUGUAUUUAGUGUUAAAACAAGAUAUGUUUUUUCAUGGGCCAACGAGAAUCACACGAACUUGCUAAUUUAUCAUCAUGUGGAAUGGACAGGAAGAUCGUGGAUGAAAUCAGUUAUUGAAAAACUGUCUUUAUCAGGACUGACUGCUACGACAAAAGAGUUGAUCAAAGAAUUGAAAGAGGAGAUUGUUAAACAAACGUAUUUCAUAGAUGGACCACCAGCCAUCAAACAACCUGCCAAAAAGAAGGUUAAAAAAGUGGAACCAGAAGUUAAAAAUGAACCUAAAGCUGAAAUCAAAGCAUCAACAGUUGAUGUGUCAUCUUAUUUACAACAAAAUAUCACGACAGCUUUUUUCAUUCUAUUUACAAUUGUGACGAUUAUUUUGUUUAUGCAAAUCAGAUUGUAUGGUCUUUUACGAAAAUCAAAUUCAAUAGCUGAAACUCAACUUUUAUUGACACUUCAAUUAACGGAUCUACAACAAAAACCUCAAGUUGAAGUUCAAGAUAAUGUAUUUUGGAAUUUAAUCCAUUCUAAAUUAGGUAGAAAAUUAACUUCAUUAGAAAAAUUGCAAUUUUUAACGUAUCAAUUGCAAGCUAUACACAAGGAAAAAACUGAUGACAGUGGUGGUGCUGGUAAUACUAAUAGGUUAAUUGAUAGUAUUCCAAAAUAUAUACGUGAUUUAAUAUAG